CAUCCUCAUCCUAUAGCGAACCGCAAAGGCAUAGUCACAUAGACUAGGAACGCACGGCAUUCUGCAGAUCGAUUUGAGUUGUGUGUGUGUGCGCGUGCGUGUGUGGGAGGUUGCACUUACCACACACACACAUAACCAAGCUACCUAGGGUAGGCGUUGAAUCCGAGCGCUAGCAGUAGCAAUAGCAUCGUCGUCCUCCAUGCCGCAGACACCUUCGACUCGCUGGUGCCCGACGCCGGAGCAGCUGAUGAUCCUGGAGGAGAUGUACCGGAGCGGCGUGAGGACGCCCAACGCGGCGGAGAUCCAGCAGAUCACGGCGCACCUGGCCUACUACGGCCGCAUCGAGGGCAAGAACGUCUUCUACUGGUUCCAGAACCACAAGGCCCGCGAGCGCCAGCGGCUCCGCCGUCGCCUCUGCGCCCGGCACCAGCAGCAGUACGCGCAGCAGCAGGCCACCGCGGCGGCCCCGGCUUCGAGCCCUAACAGCAGCGCCACCGUUCCGUCCCUCGCAGCAGGUGGCAGCAGCGCCGGUGUGCAUCCGGCGGUGAUGCAGCUGCACCAUCACCAGCACCCGUACGCAACCAACUUCAUGCCACACCAGCUGGGCUACAUGGGACAGCAGGUGGCGACUGUUCCGCCAGUGCUGAACCCAGCUGCUGCCGGCAUGGUGGACCUUGCAGCUGCAAGAGCAGGAGGAGGAAAUAAGGCUACUGCUGCAGGUAGUGGUGCCUAUGGAGGUGGAGCUGGGUUAUACAACAGCUGCAGCAGCAAUCAGCUGGAGGAGUGGGAGGCCACAGAUGCAAUGGAGCACUGCGACGCCAGCUGCGGUGCGGCAUCGGGCAGCUCUGACGAGGGUGGCGCGCUCCAGCUGCCGCCAUGCUGCCGCCGUCCUCUAAAGACCUUGGACCUCUUCCCCACUAAGAGCACUGGACUCAAGGACGAGUGCAGCAGCUCCAAGUCCUCCUCUUGCUCCACAUCCACCAACUAAUUAAUCGUUAUUACCAAAUCGCUCUAGUUUCUACAUAUAUUGCUUCUAGUAGUUCUUCGAUUUGCUGGCUAGCUAGUAGCUAGAUUCGAUCAUCUCAAGUGUGCCAUUAUAUUGUUGUGUUGUGUUUGUGUGUGACGCUACCUGUUUUCAUUUGUUAUAAUAACUACGUUUAAGUUUCAGUACUCGAACUCAAUCUAUGUAUAUCUAUCCUGGUGUAAUGGAUUUAUUGUUUUAUC
Molecule: messenger RNA, 1224 nt
Organism: Zea mays
Lineage: Eukaryota; Viridiplantae; Streptophyta; Magnoliopsida; Poales; Poaceae
Product: narrow sheath 1
Exons: 2
Coding region: 200-988 (262 amino acids)
Biological process (GO): plant organ development
Molecular function (GO): DNA binding; DNA-binding transcription factor activity
Source: RefSeq, marked validated